Rhopalosiphum padi (bird cherry-oat aphid) is the source of this 1080-nucleotide messenger RNA. Its product is annotated as zinc finger MYM-type protein 1-like. NCBI's taxonomy places the organism in Eukaryota, Metazoa, Arthropoda, Insecta, Hemiptera, Aphididae. The coding region runs from base 1 to 1080 and encodes 359 amino acids. The record is from RefSeq and is a predicted model, not a curated record. The transcript has a single exon.
AUGGAAGGGAACAGAACUAAUUGCAAUAAAGUAGACACCAUAAACAUACAUUUUACUGAUCUUGGUACAUGGCCUUUAAAUAUUACAGAUACACAAAGAACAUAUUUAGUGAAAAUGAGGUACAAUUAUUCUGAAAUUCAUGAUUUUAGAAAUUCGGAAAGAGACGGUAGAAAUGUUAAGUCUGACUGGUUUUUUAAGAUACUUAUGAAUGGAAAAAAAUUAAAAAGAACAUGGCUCAGCUAUUCUUUAUAUAAAAAUGCACUUUUUUGUGUACCUUGUAAAUUGUUUACUAAAAUAGAAAACUCAUCCAAAAUAUCAAAAUUAGCAUAUACUGGCUUAACAAAUUGGAAAAAAGCUACGGAAAAAAUUCCAUUACAUGAAAAUUCACCAAUACAUAAAAAAAAUGUGUGUUCUUGGACUUCAUUGGAAAUAGCAUUGAAUCACUGCGAGGGUAUUGACACAGAAUUGCAAAAUUCUAUAAGAAAAGAAGAAGGUCACUGGAAAUCCGUUUUAUUGGCAAUUAUAGACAUUAUAAUGCAUCUAGCAAUGGACGGAAGUGCGUUUCGAGGAUCUAAUGAAAUUAUUUCUAGUGUGGGAACAUCAAACCGAAGUGGAAAGUUUUUAAAUUUAGUUAAUCUAGUGUCACAUUAUCAUGAACCAUUAUCAAAACAUAUUGAAAGACAUAAAAAAGGUGGUCUUUCUUAUUUUUUUCGUGGUAUUCAAGAUGAGUUUCUAGAGAUAAUGGCAAAAAGAGUUAAAGAUGAAAUUCUUUCAAAAAUAAUAGAGGCGAAAUAUUAUUCUAUACUAUUCGAUUGUACACCAGACAUUGCACACCAAGAACAAAUGACCCAAGUUAUUCGCUAUGUUAUACAAAACAACCAGAAUGAAUGCGAAAUCAUAGAAAGUUUUUUAAAGUUUGUGCGUGUGUACAACAAAACUGGUGAAUCAUUAACAGAAGAUAUAUUAGAUUGUUUAACAAAAGAUAAUUUUAGAAUAUCUGAUUGUAGAGGACAAUCAUUUGAUAACGGGUCAAAUAUGAGUGAAAAAUUAAAGGAGUCCAAGCACGAAUUAUUGAAAUAA